This is a messenger RNA of Contarinia nasturtii (swede midge), 2174 nucleotides long. RefSeq names its product actin-related protein 5 (gene Arp5). Bases 71 to 2095 code for a protein of 674 amino acids. The record is from RefSeq and is a predicted model, not a curated record. Lineage: Eukaryota; Metazoa; Arthropoda; Insecta; Diptera; Cecidomyiidae. Gene Ontology annotation, biological process: regulation of DNA-templated transcription. Gene Ontology annotation, cellular component: cytoplasm; Ino80 complex. The transcript has 9 exons.
UUUCCAGAUAUAAACAUAAUUUUAGCUUCAUACAUUGUUAAAGCAUUCUAAAAUAUAUUUUUUUCUAAAAAUGAGUAUUUUUGAAUUGCAAGGAUUGAAAAUCGUCCCAGACAUCAUUCACGAAUAUAAAGAACACACAAAAGCAAAUCAAACUCCAUUAAUAAUUGAUAAUGGUUCGUACGAAUGUCGUGUUGGUUGGGCCACCAGCGAAAAUCCAAUGAUGAUUUUUCGAAAUUUAAUCGCAAAACCUCGAAGGGAAAAAGUGAAAAAAGACGGUGAACUUCCGCUCGUUCAGCCAACACAAGUUGGCAAUGACAUUGUUAACAUUGAAGCCAUGCGAUACCAACUUCGUACACAAUUUGAUCGAAAUGUCGUGACUCACUACUACAACCAGGAGCAAAUAUUCGACGAUAUAUUCAAACAUUUGGCCAUUGAUACCGAAAAUUGUGUAAAUCAUCCAAUUGUGUUGACAGAAUGUGUUGCCAAUCCUAAUUAUUGUAGACAACUUAUGUCUGAGUUGCUGUUUGAAUGCUACGAUGUGCCGGCCAUUUGCUAUGGCAUCGAUUCUUUGUUUAGUUUUAAGCAUAACAAUUUGGGUGAAAAUGGUUUAAUCGUUUCGAUUGGAUAUUAUACGAUUCAUAUAAUUCCGGUGUUGAACGGUGUUGCUCAGUAUACAAAAAUACGUCGAAUAAAUCUGGGUGGAUUUCAAAUUAUAACAUUUUUGCAUCGGCUUUUACAAUUAAAAUAUCCAGUUCAUGUGAAUGCUAUUUCAUUGAGUCGAAUUGAAUGGCUUCUUCAUACACAUUGUAGCGUUGCAUACGAUUAUUUGGAAGAGCUUAAGAAGUGGUCAUCGUUGGAAUUCUAUGAGAAGAAUGUGAAAAAAAUUCAAUUACCCUACAAUGCGCCGGUUAAUUCAACAAACGUCACUCUCACAGCUGAACAAAAGAACGAGAAGAAGCGAGAAAUGGCCAAAAGGCUUGUGGAGAUGAAUGCGCGAAAGCGAGAAGAGCGUUUGAAUGAAGAUCGACAGCAACUUGAAAAAUUGAUAAACAUCAAAAGGUGCUACGAACGUGGAGAAAUGAAGGAAUAUCAGAAGGGACUGCGACAAAAUCUGUUAAGCAAUCGCGAAGAAUUAGAGAAAAUCAUUCAAGCGGUGAGAAAUCGUGUUGAUCGCGCAAUGCAGAAAAUGAAUCAAACCGAAACCAUGGCAAAUAACUCAUAUGAAGAGAAGAUUCCACAACCGCCAAACAAUAUGAGUAUUGAAGCGUGGGUGGUUGAUAUUCGACGAAAACGAGCCGCAAUUGUGGAACGUCGAAAUUCAAGAAAACAACGAAAACAAGAUUUGGCCAAGCGUCGAACCGUUGCAGCACAAGAACGAAUGCGAAUUAUUUCACAAUUGGCACGUAAGGAAAAGGAUGAUGACGAUUUUGGAAUGCGGGACGAAGAUUGGGAUGUUUAUAAGACAAUCAGCAAAGAUGAUGACAGCGAUAGUGAUGUUGAGAAUGAGAAACUCAUUGAAUUUGAUUCCAUAUUACGAAAUCAUGAUCCAUCUUUCGAAGAACCACAAAUUACACAGGAAUGUGCAGCCGAAUACUAUCAACUUCAUCUGGGCCUCGAAUCGAUAAGAGCGCCGGAGCUUCUGUUUCAACCAUCGAUGAUUGGAAUCUCUGAAGCAGGCAUCACAGAGACCAUAGACUAUGUAUUGAAACAAUUCUCACCCGAAGAUCAAUUGCUUCUUGCGCAGAAUAUAUUUUUAACCGGCGGAUGUGCGAAUUUUAAAGGCUUGAAGGAGCGUCUCAAUCGUGAAAUGAUGCAAAUUCGCCCAUUCCAGACCGCAUAUAAUGUAGUUGUAGCAAAAAAUGUAAAUUUGGAUGCCUGGUGCGGCGCACAACAAUUUGCGAAUUCAAAUAAUUUCAAGGAAUUUCUUACAACAAAGAGUGAUUACAUGGAAUUUGGUGGCGAAUACAUAAAAGAACAUUACGCAAGUAAUAAAUACUGUCCAACUCCUGCUGAGCCCAAUCAAUGCAUUGAAACAGAUAAUACAAGUAACAUCCAAACUAGUGAUGUUAAAGAAGAAGAAAUCUAUGUGGAAUAAUUUGAAUUUGACGAGAGAAAAACGACCCAUGUCAUCAACAUUUAUCAUUUUAUUAAAGAUUUCAACACACACACAAAAA